Ceratitis capitata (Mediterranean fruit fly) is the source of this 2626-nucleotide messenger RNA. RefSeq names its product N-alpha-acetyltransferase, 35 NatC auxiliary subunit homolog (gene Naa35). NCBI's taxonomy places the organism in Eukaryota, Metazoa, Arthropoda, Insecta, Diptera, Tephritidae. Gene Ontology annotation, biological process: N-terminal peptidyl-methionine acetylation. Bases 140 to 2473 code for a protein of 777 amino acids. The record is from RefSeq and is a predicted model, not a curated record. Gene Ontology annotation, cellular component: NatC complex. The transcript is spliced from 7 exons.
UUGUCAUGCACAAUUUAUUUUUAAGUACCAUCGGAAAAGUGUACAAUUUUCCUUAAAAGAAAAAAUUCCAUACGGUUUGAUCAACUGCGGAUGGCUAAUAUAUGCAUAUGAGUGAGAGAGUAUAUUGUUCCGAACGAAAAUGAAUCCAAUUGCAAAUGCCCCAGUGUUUCAAGCUGCUACAGCAGCUGCAGCCGCUGCGGCUGCUUGGCUGAAUACUCCUGGAAAGGAAGACUCGGAGGAGUUUGUCGUGCCGAAUAUAACUGAGAGCAGCCAAUGGGCGAUGGAGGAAGCUGGUUUCCUUGAUGGUGAGAUUCAGCGUACUGUUCGUUCUAACGAAGACUAUGGUGAAUACCCUCGAUAUGGCUGGGUUGAUAUAACGAAGGAGUUCUUUGAAGCCUGCGCAGAGCUAAAUUUAGGAGAGUUAGCACAAGAUAUGCUUUUCGGGUUAUUCGAAGCUAUGUCUGCAAUUGAAAUGAUGGACCCCAAAAUGGAUGUAGGAAUGGGCUAUAAUAAAAAUGAUGCGUUGCCUCAUACUUUUGAAUCCGCUGUAGAGGCAGGUGUUUUAAAACUAGAUAAUUUGAGCAAUGAAGAAUUGAUAGGCACUUUCGAUGCCCUUUUUGCAUGUAUCGUAUCUUGGUUGGAAGGAAAUUCUAUGGAUCAAGUAUUGUUUACCUGUCUCUACUUGCAUCAGCCAAGCAGCAUCAAAGAUAAAUCACUUCGAUCCUUCUGUCAUGCCAUAAGGAAUCUUAUAGUUAUUAUAAAGAAUAUAAUUAUAAUUAGUAGUGUGAACGAAGAAGAAGAUUUCCAGCUUUAUGGGAAUUCCUCUUUCUUGGCAGCUGAAGACUGUCAACCGACAGCAGUACCAACUCAGCUUAAAGAAGCUGAGGACGAUUUAGUUCGAAUUAGCAAAACGGAGAAACAACCAGAAUCUACAAUGGCAGUGGUGCAUCGGCUACGAUUUAUGCGCCAUUUUUACCAAUCAAUUUUUCAGUUUGAUUGCGUCAUGGCAAGUGCACCAACUGAGUCUAGUAUGAAUGAAAUUUACAAAAAUUUGAACGCAUCUCUCGAAUUAAUACCCCAAAUAAAACGCUCAAUCGAAAAGGGUAUACAACCUAUUCCAAAUUCUGACUCUCCAAAUCCAAUUGGUUUCUCGCCUCGAAUACACGACAGGAGCCAACCACCAACAUUUCCACGAAAUGUAAAAAUUCGUGAUCGCCCCACUAGUAUACAAUUUCUAGAGGACUUAGUGCAUCGGCUGAAGUAUGCUUGUAAAGUAGUUCGUUUGCGGGAUUAUUACUCAGCUUUGAAUUUUUUCAUAGAAUUCAGUAAGAAAUCUGGACAAUGUGUACUCUCACGAAGUGUACUACAGGGAUUGUUCAUCUCUAAUCGUCGACUAAUUUUCGGAACAAUUCCAAUUAAAGACUUUCUAUGGGAUUCAGUUCGUGCUUUUAACUCUCCACCAGUCCUGAACCCAAAACAUCCUCUGGCAUCAGAUCCUAAGAUACAAAUGCACUUAGAUACUUUCUUUCGGUACUGCAUCAGUUUGAACACAUUUACUCAGUUUAUACGUAUUUGUGGUUUCAAUCGAGCCCGACAGCGUGAUAAAUUGGCACGUUUUGUUGAUAGUUUUGAUUCGAUACAGGUGGAGGCGGCAAGAUUGGACUCUCAUAUGACCAUUAUGGCUAACGAAAAAGCUGCCGAAGGCAAUGAAGCACAUGCAACUGCACUUAAGCACAGUUCUCAGUUUGCAACUUGGGUUUUAUACAACUGUUUUCGAGCAAUGUUGUUGUACUUGAUGUCUGGCUUUGAGUUAGAACUAUAUUCUGUACAUGAGUUCAUGUAUAUUUAUUGGUAUCCACAUGAGCUCCUGAUAAGCUUUAUGAUAUCAGCCUUGACACGCACAGAAAAUAAUCUUCUUGUUCAAGAAGAAUAUGCAGAGCACCAAAGCAAACUGCAAGGAAUCAAUUCGAAAAAUCGCAAGCCUAAACUAAAAAAGAAUAAGAAGCAACAAAAACCGUACAGACAAGAAAUCGUUUACUAUCAUGCAUUGUCAAAUAUGUGUGGAGGAUUUUACAAAGCUCUGGGAGCUCUGACCAAAGACGGACGAAUACGACAACCUAUGCCAAAGUUCGAUAAUGAGGAAAUUCGUUUUAACCGAAGGUUUGUUCCUUUCGCUACUUUAACCAGUCCGCCUCCGGUUUCUUAUGGAGAGUUUAAAAAUAUAAGAGAACAUAUGAUGCGACCACCGUCCUCAGAAAUUUAUGCGAUAGCGGCAAAGCAUUUCGACCAAGCGAAGAAUGUACUGGAGUCUAUACAAAACCCUGAGCAAGAGAUUUUAGAUAUGCUUCAUGUCGCUAAAGUAAAUUACGUUGUCAUGAAUGUUUUAGCAAAAGGUCACCAAAAGGAUUCAAAGACACAACCCGAUUUCGACUUCUCUAAGCAUCGUCAUUUUCCCAUCAUAAAGUUAAAUUGACAUAAAAUUAAGGUUUAUUUAUUUAGGUAAUCUUACUAAAUAUUCAAGUGUAAGGAUAUGAUUCCGCCUAAUUUUGUUUUGACCGUAGACUUUGUGAUCACAGUCUAGCAAAUAUAUUCAUACAAUCAGAGUGCAUAAUGUCGACCCAUAAAA